AUGAAGAUCUCAUUCAGAAAAGCAAGGAAAGGAAACACCAAUAACAGUGGAGCUAAGAAAAAAUCGAAGUGGAAAAUAAGGAUUGAAGGUAAGAUUGGAGACAUAAGAAGAAAAAUAGGUAUAUUGACAAGCUAUUUGAGAGAUCCUGAAAAAGCAUCACUGAGGCAGAAGAGGUUGGUGGAUGAAAUAGUAGUACAGCAUAUUGGCUUUGCUCAACAGAAUAAAUUCAAUGAAACACUCGCACUCCAGAUGGAUAAAUUCAAGCAGAGACUUGCAGCACUUGCUAAUCUGUGUCGCAGAUAUACAGAGGCUGAGUCGAGAAGACAUCAGGCAACGUUAUUCUCCAACGAUGAAAGGAAAUAUUACAAACUUUUAAAUAGGAAUGAACACAGUGUAGUGCAACAUCCUGGUGUUGAAGAUAUGGAAAAAUGUUGGAAGGCUAUUAAGCAGGAGCCAGUUAUGCACAAUGAAAAUGCAUACUGGAUAGAUCAGGUGGAAAGCAAGAUGAGAGACCUUGCUGGAAUGCCACAAUGUGUAAUCUCUACAGAGGAUGUUUCUAUUGCAGUGAAGAAGAGUCACAAUUGGAAAGCACCAGGGCCAGAUGGUAUCCAAAACUAUUGGCUGAAGAAUUUUUUAAGCUUGCAAUCUAAGAUUGCAGGCUGCUUCAAUGACCUACUACAACAGAGAUCAGAAAUACCAGUGGGUUUUGCAUCUGGACUUAUUUUCAUGAUUCCGAAGAAAGAGGGGAAUCUGAGCCCUGGAGAUUAUAGACCAAUCACAUGCCUGAACAGUACUUACAAGCUAAUGACAUCCACGCUCGCUUCCAAGAUUGAUAGCCACAUCACUCUAAAUAAGAUCAUGGCAACAGAGCAGCUUGGAUGUAGGAAGGGUGCUAAAGGCUGUAAGGAGCUUUUGAUUCUGGACUCUUUUAUUGCAGGGCAAGCAAGUGCAAAGCAAAGGAAUGUAUCAAUAGCUUGGAUAGAUUAUGCUAAAGUAUUUGACUCGGUUCCACAUAGCUGGCUGUUGUAUGUUCUCCAGCUCUACAAGGUGGAUGAAGCUCUUGUGAACCUCAUGAGGAUGAUAAUGAGCCAGUGGAGUGUAAAACUGAAAAUAAGAAGUGGAGAAACACAAAUUCAGACUGAAUCAAUCCAGAUCUGCCAAGGAAUCUAUCAAGGAGAUAGCUUGAGCUCACUAUGGUUCUGCCUUGCAUUGAAUCCUCUUAGCCUGAUGCUCGAAGAAUCUACAUAUGGGUAUAAAAUAGAAGUUUCUAGGAGUCUUAGAGUUUCUCAUAGCUUCUAUAUGGUAUGGAUGAUCUGA
This is a messenger RNA of Nilaparvata lugens (brown planthopper), 1317 nucleotides long. RefSeq lists its product as uncharacterized. The record is from RefSeq and is a predicted model, not a curated record. The coding region runs from base 1 to 1317 and encodes 438 amino acids. The transcript has a single exon. Lineage: Eukaryota; Metazoa; Arthropoda; Insecta; Hemiptera; Delphacidae.